Prinia subflava (tawny-flanked prinia) is the source of this 3972-nucleotide messenger RNA. It is a transcript of the gene PLCZ1, whose product is annotated as phospholipase C zeta 1. The record is from RefSeq and is a predicted model, not a curated record. Bases 1 to 1914 code for a protein of 637 amino acids. Gene Ontology annotation, molecular function: phosphatidylinositol-4,5-bisphosphate phospholipase C activity. Gene Ontology annotation, biological process: release of sequestered calcium ion into cytosol; positive regulation of cytosolic calcium ion concentration involved in egg activation; phosphatidylinositol-mediated signaling. NCBI's taxonomy places the organism in Eukaryota, Metazoa, Chordata, Aves, Passeriformes, Cisticolidae. The transcript has 12 exons. Gene Ontology annotation, cellular component: nucleus.
AUGUCUCAUACAUGGUUUUGGAGUCUCAUUCAGAAUGAUUUCAAGACUGGGAAUAUUGAUUUCGAUGGUUGCUUGAGGCUGCUUGAAAAAAUGCAAGUAACUUUUGAUGAAGAUCAUUUAAAACAUAUUUUCAAGAAAACCAUUGACAAACACACAGGAGAUAUAAUUAGUAUGGACGACUUCAAGGCAAUUUAUCGAGCUCUUGUAUACAGACCUGAAUUUGAAGAACUAUUCAAGGCUUACUCGACAGAUGGAAAAUUGCUACCUGAUGGCCAGCUCCUUAAAUUUCUUAUGAAAGAACAAUUUCAAACUGAUGCUAAUGAAACAACUACCUUAGAAAUUAUUAUGAAGUAUGAACCCAUUGAUGAAGUGAGGUCGAAAAGGAUGAUGUCAUUUGAAGGAUUUGUAAGGUACAUGAACUCAGAGGAAUGUUCAAUAUUUAAAAGCCAGCACAGGAGCGUCUAUCAAGAUAUGACUCAGCCAUUAUGUGACUAUUUUAUUUCAUCGUCUCAUAACACCUACUUGAUAGCUGACCAGCUAAUGGGACCCAGUCAUUUAUGGGGAUAUACCAGUGCUCUCUUGAAAGGAUGUCGUUGCCUGGAGAUUGACUGCUGGGAUGGAAACAACAAUGAACCUAUUGUGUAUCAUGGUCACACUUUGACAAGCAAAAUCCCAUUUCGUUCUGUAAUUCAUGUGAUUGACAAAUAUGCAUUUAUGUCAUCUGCCUAUCCACUGGUACUGUCUUUGGAGAAUCACUGCAGCCCUAAACAGCAGGAAGUAAUGGCAAUGUGCUUGAAAACUGUUCUAGGUGACAAACUUCUUUCUUCACCAUUAGGUGGUGAAGUAGAGGUGACUAAACUGCCUUCUCCUGAGGCAUUAAAAUUCAAAGUUCUGAUAAAAAACAAAAAAGUUGGAACACUUGAGCAAGGUGUGCUCAGGAUGGAGGAAGACUAUCAUGGUGAGAUAGAGGAGCUGUCUGACUCUGAGUUUGAUUCUGAGUCUACAGACACAGAUGACACGUUACCUACUCGGCAAAUGAGAAGUCCUGCCAAAAGAAGAGGAGAACGCAGAUCUUCACUCCUUCCUCAAAAAAAACCUAAGGUGAGGAAGACAAAGAUUGCCCUUGCAUUGUCAGACCUUGUGGUUUAUACCAAAUCUCAGAAGUUUGUGAGCUUUGACCAUUCCCUACAGCAUCAGCAGUGCUACGAAAAUAAUUCAAUUGGAGAGAGUUAUGCACGAAAACUUUUAAAAAUUUCAGCUAAAGAUUUUAUUUCACAUACAACAAGAUUUAUUACAAGAAUUUACCCCAAGGGAACAAGAAUGAGCUCUUCAAAUUAUAAUCCUCAAGAGUUCUGGAACGUAGGGUGUCAAAUGGUGGCCUUAAACUUCCAGACACCGGGACCACAAAUGGAAUUACAAGAUGGAAAAUUCCUGGACAAUGGUGGCUGUGGCUAUGUGCUGAAACCUCAGUUCUUGAGGGAUCCCAACACCAAAUUUACACCCCGAAAUGUGGGAGGAUACAGCAAACCAAUGUCUCUGUCAAUAAGGCUGAUCAGUGGCCAUCAGUUACCACCCAGCAGCAUGUCAAAGACCAACAAAGCUGACCCCAUGGUGCAGAUAGAAAUCUAUGGUGUUCCAGAGGAUCAAACAAGAAAGAGAUCUAGUGUUGUAAAAAGCAAUGCUUUGUGCCCCAAAUGGAACGAAACGUUCUCUUUCAACAUCCAAGUUCCUGAGCUGGCAAUGAUACGUUUCUGUGUGGAGGAUGAGGUGUCUCUGGCUAACAAUGAAUUCCUCGGCCAAUACACUUUACCUGUGAUGAGCCUGAAUACAGGUUACCGUAGGAUUCCACUGAUAUCCAAAGACGGCACCAAGCUGGAAUCUGCAUCACUGUUUGCUCAUGUCUGGUACUACUAGCGAUGUUCUGCAGAAGAAAUUGUUCUGGGGGAUUGUCCCCUGCUUCAAUAAAGUUGCAUUUCUGGUUUUGCAACAGCCCGAUGGCCUGAUUCCCAGAGAGGCAUAUUCUCAGUGGCUUUAUGGACUUUUAUGGAAGGUGGAUCCUGAAUAAAGGCUGCUGUCCUUGGCUCUACUGCUGGUUUUCUGUAAGAGAAGACUGGGUUUGAGAAAACUAAGGAGGCUUGAAGUGCACAAGUCCAUGGGACCUGAUGAUCAGGCUGGUGAAUUCCCACUGAUUGAAAAAGGGGAAACAUAGCCCAAAUUUGCUAUCAAAAGCAGCACAGAGAGAGGUGAUUUUACCAGCCCACUCUGCUCUAGGGAGAUCCUGCAAAGCUCAUCAGCUCUGGGGCCCCCAACACAAGAAAGAUGUUGAACUUUUGCAGUGAAUCCAGAGGAGGGUCAUGAAAAUGAUCAGAGGUGUGGAGCACCUCUGCUGUGAGGAAAGGUUGAGAGAAUUGGAGCUGGUCAGCCUAGAGAAGAAAAGGCUCCAGGGAGACCUUGUAGAACCUUUCAGUAGAGGGGCAUGUAGUGAUUGGACAAGGGUGGAUGAAAACCGAAAACUCUGAACUGAAAGGAGGUAAGUUUAAUUGGGUAUUAGGAAGAAAGUCUUUACUGUGAGGGUGGUGAGGCACAGGCACAGGUUUAUAGAGAAAUUGUGGACUCCUCAUCCCUGGAAGUGUUCAAGGCCAGUUGGAUGGGGCUCUGACCAACCUACAAAGUGUCUCUGGCCAUGGUAGGGGGUUGGAAUGAGAUGAUUUUGAAAUUCCUUCCAACCCAAGCCAUUCUGUGGUUCUAUUAUUCUAUGAUUACUUAGAAACCAUUCAUAAAUACAUUUUUGGAUAAUUUUAAAAUUCAGUUAAUGUCACUUGGAGAUAAUUUCAAAUUUAUGAUUAAUUAUUGAAUGAGGAUAAUAGUCCAAUAUAUAUGAGAGAUCAUGCUAAUUUUUAGGAUAUGAUCAUGUGAAAUUGACGUUUUUAUUUGUAUUGAACAAAAUUUCUUAUCACUGUAUCUUUUCAAGGGAAAAGGAAAAAUCACAGAUAUCAAGUUCCCUUUCAAUUUGUAAAUUUGAUUGGGCUAUUCCUCCUUAGUGCCCACUGUCACUUUCUUACCUGAAAAAUAGUUUUGAGAAAAAUAAUUACUUCUUAAAAUCAUAAAAAAUCAUAUGCUGGUGUUGGUACCUUAGCUUAGUCUUGAACCUCCUGCUGCUAAAACAAGAUAAAAAAUUAAUGGACUUAUUUGUAAAGAACCAUGUUCCUCAUAGGAGCAGGGAGCUCAGGGUACAUCUUACUGGGAACUCAGGAAAUCAGAAACACAAUACUCUGAGGAGAACUAGGGAAUUUUAGAAAAAACAAGAGUUGAUUAUGUGCAUGAAGAUCUUUGACAGUUUCUUGCCUAACAGAGCUAUCAGUGUAGAUCUUGCCCAUAAGACACAAUUUUCCCAUUUUCCUUUCAGAACUGAAGUAUUGUUGACCUUCCACAGGACUAAAAUUACACAACUAAUGGCAGAUUUGUUACUCAAAUAUGAUUUUUUUUAAAAAAAGCCCCAAUGUUAUAUUGACAUGUUUCUUUAAUAUCAAACAAUAUUGCUUAAGUUUGCAGACAGUUAUGAUAAUAUGUUGUAAUGCUCUUUUUUAUUUAUUGCUAUUCUAAUGCUGUUUUAUUUAAUGUUGCUCUAAGAUGGAAAAUCAGGGCAUGUGGUAAACAAGGGUUAGAAAAUGUCACAGGAAAAAAACACUUAGAAAAUUGCAUUAUAGUUUUGAUAAGGAAACUGAGACAGAAGACUAAAAGGAACCUGAAAUCAAUAUGGAACUGUAAGGUUCCAUAUUGAUUAUUGAUAUUAAUUUGAUAACUUUGUAAGCUGGUCUCAGUGUGUUUUCUGUGUUUGACUGACAAGACACUAGAUUGGUUUCCCAGGGGAACCCUAUAGUAUAAAGUGUUUGGUAUCCCUGCAAGUGGUAAAUAUCUUACAGUUUCUUAGAGUUCUGAAUAGACUAAUAAUGUAUAUUAUUAUUAUUAUUA